UGGCGUGGUGCUAUUUGAGGAAUCCCAAGGCUGAGUCGUUCCUCUACCCCCCUUCUUACUCGCUGAGGCAAACCAUUGUUUACAAACAAAAAGUUGAUAACUGGAGAAGAAAUAGAAGAGCUCGAGUGAUGAAUUAAAACUACGCCCUUUUUAUGAAUAGAAAAUUAAACAAUUUGUUUCAGCCGAAGCUUCAAGUUAGAAAACUCCCAGCAUUUAACUCCCUGAAAUUUAUCAUCUUUACUUAGAAGCGUAAUCAGAUAAUAUUUCAAAAUGUUUGGAAAAAGUAGAAGUCUUCUCGCCAGAUACACAUUUCUUUUUUCUGACACUUUUUCCUUCAGCUUUCUCUUGACAAGUGUGAUUUCCAUGUUCAUUUUCGAAGUAUUCAUAGUUCUUCCUAGUUUGGAGGAAGGUAUAUUACCCACAUUUUUUCACGUUACUCUCGGGACAUUUAUAUUCAUCAACAUCCUCAGCAACUUAGCCUUCAUAAUGUGGACUGAUUCUACGACAAGAAAGAUUAUUUCUCCCGCUGUCUUGAAACCAGGUUGGCUCUUCUGUGCUGGCUGUGAAGCAAAUUCACCAGUUCGUUCCUUUCAUUGCAGCAAGUGCAAUGUAUGUACCUUGAAGAGGGAUCAUCACUGUGCAUUUUCAAAGUGUUGCAUUGGUUUGAAAAACUUCAGAUUUUAUUUAUUAUUCCUGUUUUACUUAGCUAUCGGUGCUCUAUAUGCUGCCUCUUUCAACAUGCAUUUUAUAUGGGAUUUCUUGGGAGGUUUUUCUGUAUUUUCUUUAGCUGCACAUAUUUUACCAUUUAUAUUUUUUGUGUUUGGGUAUUUAAGUUUCAGAGUAUUCAUUUACACACUUUUGUCAGUGUUAUCUGUUGUUGGGUUCCUUUUUGUAUUUGGAUUGCUUUUAAUCCAUACUAGACAAAUGUUGCAAAAUCAAACUUCUUUUGAGAAAAAUCAGGGAAUUAAUCUCUAUGAUCUGGGUUGGAGAAAAAAUAUUGUUGAAAGUUUAGGUAUAAAGUGGUAUUUGACAUGGGUGUUUCCACUACUAAAGUCAGACCUGCCCAGUGACGGAAUAUCUUAUCCAACUAAUGAAAAAUCAAAUGGUGUGUCGGAAGUGAUAAAUUCAAAUAAAAAUGUAAGGCUACGUCAUUUGUAGUGGACUAUCUUAUCAAUGGAAAUAAAAUUGUAUUUCUGAAUUAUCAGUUUAAGGGCCUCGUUUUUAUUAUUAUGCGCAGUCUGGAUAAAAAAGUGAAUAAAAUAAAUCACAGUAAAUAAAAUAAAUCGAAGAAAAUAAAUUUAAGUAAAUGAAAUAAAUUUAAGUAAAUGA
This is a messenger RNA of Parasteatoda tepidariorum (common house spider), 1329 nucleotides long. Its product is annotated as putative palmitoyltransferase ZDHHC24. The record is from RefSeq and is a predicted model, not a curated record. Gene Ontology annotation, molecular function: palmitoyltransferase activity. Lineage: Eukaryota; Metazoa; Arthropoda; Arachnida; Araneae; Theridiidae.